UUAAAACGGUAGCAACCACUUCCGCUUUUCAUUGGUGUGUUGUCUUUCGACAAAACUUCGUUUCCAUCUGAUUGCUGGUUGAUUUUGGCAAUAAUGCCAAGCAAGAAAAAGAAAUUCAACUCAAGAUUUCCACCUGCCAGAAUCAAGAAGAUUAUGCAAACAGAUGAAGAAGUAGGAAAAGUGGCAGCUGCUGUCCCUGUUAUUAUUUCUAGAGCUCUUGAAAAGUUCAUUGAAACAUUAAUUGUGAAAACAGGGGAAACAACUUCAAACAGAAAUGCCAAGACAUUAACAGCAACUCACAUUAAGCAAACUAUUCAGUCCGAGAAAAAGUUUGACUUUUUAAGAGACCUUGUAUCCUCUAUACCUGAUCACCAAGCAGAAGAUGAAGGUGAAAGUUCAAAUCAUGGUGAAACAAAGAAACAAAAAAGGCCAAGAAAACAAAAAGAAAAAUCAGAAAAAAGAAGAGGCAGAAAGAAAAAGUCAUCGGAAAGUUCUGAGGAGGAAAACAAUCACAACACAAACAAUGGAGAUAAUCCAGUAAAUGAAGAUCCAGCAGAAGAUGAGGAUGACGAUGAAGAUACUGAAACAGAUGAAGAUGAUCACUCAUCGGAAUCCCAUCCAGCCGAACCUAUCUCAUACGAUCAAAGUUUUAAUGCGUCAUUGCCAAGUAGUGCAGGAUUAGCUCAAAAAUCAAGUUUUACAUCACCUAUUAGUCAUAGUUCAUCAACAUUUAUUCCCCCUUAUGUCAAUAAGAUGCCAUCAGUCGGCCACAUGAUGCCAUCGAAUCCAUUUGUACCGUUGAUGCCACCAUUCCCGAGCUCAGGGUUACCACCAGUCACAAUAGAUGAAUCAAAUCAGCCGUUAGAUUUAUGCACAACUUCAUCAUCAUCAUCAAAGAAUAGUGUGGUAAAAACCAGCAUUUGUACAGUAGUGUCACAGAACUCUAAUGAGGAUGAUGAUUAUGAUACUUGAUGUGUUGAAUGAUAUAUAUUUUAGUCAUUUAUUGUGUUGUUACAAAAUAGGCCAACAUAUUUUAUUUAUAGGUUUUAAUGAAUGAGCCAAUAUAAUAUUUUUAGAUCCACCCCGAUUGAAGAAUGAGAGGAAAUGUUCCAUUUUUGAUUUUUUUCCUGUGCAUGAAUUUUUUAGACAGAUUAUUAUGAUAAUUUAAACAAAAUAUUUUUUUCAAAUCAGGUUUUGUUUUUGUCAUUUAUCCUUUUAUCUUCUUGCUACCUUAUAAUUUUGGACAAAUAAUUUAAACCUACAAAUGUAAAAUGUUGGCCUCUAGGAAGGUCAUUAGCAAUAAUAUUGUUAUCACAAUGUUAUUUUGUGAGUAGAUGUGGAAAUUUGUCUUAGAUCUGUAUAAAUGAAAGUGCUAACAGAAAGUCAAAGUUUUGUCUGUUUUUUUGUUAGCAGUUAUGUUUCUGUUGUGUGAACUUUUCUUAUUCAAAUUUUUUUCUAGACAAAAGAAGAGGUUUUUUUUAAAAGCUGACAGAAUCUAUAAAAAUAUAUUUUGGGCUUAUACAUUUUUAUUGUUCAGAUAAUUACUACAUUUUUACUAGUUUUUAACCUUU
Messenger RNA from Mytilus californianus (California mussel), 1571 nucleotides. RefSeq names its product dr1-associated corepressor-like. Gene Ontology annotation, cellular component: negative cofactor 2 complex; nucleus. Lineage: Eukaryota; Metazoa; Mollusca; Bivalvia; Mytilida; Mytilidae. Gene Ontology annotation, molecular function: RNA polymerase II general transcription initiation factor activity; transcription corepressor activity; protein heterodimerization activity. The record is from RefSeq and is a predicted model, not a curated record. The coding region runs from base 94 to 972 and encodes 292 amino acids. The transcript has 7 exons. Gene Ontology annotation, biological process: transcription by RNA polymerase II; positive regulation of transcription by RNA polymerase II; negative regulation of transcription by RNA polymerase II.